AAGAAAAGAAAAAAGAAAAGAAAAAAAGAGUAGUUUGAGAUACAAUCAUAAUUUCUCUCUCCUUCAUCUCCAACUCGUCUCUGCCAUUCCGGAUUUUCAAUUUGGGUGACUUCCGACUACCUCUCCUUCAUUUCCGCUGCCAUUCUCGGUGUUCAUCACGAAUUGGGUCGGAGGGAGAGAGAAAUGAGCGCUAUGGCGUUAUCGAGUACAAUGGCCCUUUCGUUGCCGCAAUCUUCUAUGUCAUUAUCCCAUUGUAGGCACAACCGUAUCACCAUUUUGAUUCCAUCUUCGUCGCUUCGAAGACGAGGAGGAAGCUCUAUCCGCUGCUCUACAAUCUCAACCUCUAAUUCCGCGGCUGCAGCCAAUUACCAGAACAAAAACAUAGGCACAAACGGAGUUGACGGCGGCGGAGGCGGAGGAGGUGUGUUAGACUGUGUGAUUGUAGGAGGUGGAAUCAGUGGACUUUGCAUUGCACAGGCUCUAUCUACUAAAUACUCCAACCUCUCCACGAAUUUCAUUGUCACCGAGGCUAAGGAUCGAGUUGGCGGGAACAUCACUACCAUGGAAGCUGAUGGGUAUUUAUGGGAAGAGGGUCCUAAUAGCUUUCAGCCAUCUGAUGCAGUGCUCACCAUGGCUGUUGACAGUGGUUUGAAAGAGGAAUUGGUGCUGGGAGAUCCCAAUGCGCCUCGCUUUGUGCUGUGGAAUGGCAAAUUAAGGCCUGUACCUUCCAAGCUCACUGACCUCCCUUUCUUUGAUCUCAUGAGCUUCCCUGGAAAGAUUAGGGCUGGUCUUGGUGCUCUUGGCUUACGACCAUCUCCUCCGGCUCAUGAGGAAUCCGUUGAACAAUUUGUCCGUCGUAAUCUUGGUGAUGAGGUCUUUGAACGCUUGAUCGAACCUUUUUGUUCAGGUGUGUAUGCUGGUGAUCCUUCCAAGUUGAGUAUGAAAGCUGCUUUUGGCAGGGUUUGGGUCUUGGAGCAAAAGGGUGGUAGUAUCAUUGGUGGCACCCUCAAAACAAUCCAGGAAAGAAAGGAUAAUCCUAAGCCACCUCGAGACCCGCGCCUCCCCAAACCAAAGGGCCAGACAGUUGGAUCCUUCAGGAAAGGACUGAGUAUGUUGCCAACCGCCAUUUCUGAAAGGCUUGGCAACAAAGUGAAAGUAUCAUGGACCCUUUCUGGUAUUGCUAAGUCGUCGAACGGAGAGUAUAAUCUGACUUAUGAAACACCAGAUGGACUGGUUUCCGUUAGGACCAAAAGUGUUGUGAUGACUGUCCCGUCAUAUGUUGCAAGUAGCCUCCUUCGUCCACUUUCAGAUGUCGCCGCAGAAUCUCUUUCAAAAUUUCAUUAUCCACCAGUUGCAGCUGUGUCACUUUCCUAUCCUAAAGAAGCAAUUAGAUCAGAGUGCUUGAUUGACGGUGAACUUAAAGGAUUCGGGCAAUUACAUCCCCGCAGUCAGGGUGUGGAAACCUUGGGAACAAUUUAUAGUUCAUCUCUUUUCCCUGGGCGAGCACCACCUGGUAGGACCUUGAUUUUGAACUACAUUGGAGGUGAUACUAACCCUGGCAUAUUAAACAAGACGAAAGAUGAACUAGCUGAAGCAGUUGACAGGGAUUUGAGAAGAAUUCUCAUAAACCCUAAUGCAAAAGCUCCCCGGGUUUUGGGUGUGAGAGUAUGGCCACAAGCAAUUCCCCAAUUUUUAAUUGGCCACUUUGAUCUGCUCGAUGCAGCAAAAGCUGCUUUGACUGAUGGUGGACACAAAGGAUUGUUUCUUGGUGGAAACUAUGUAUCAGGUGUUGCUUUGGGCCGAUGUAUAGAGGGUGCUUAUGAAUCUGCAGCCGAGGUUGUAGAUUUUCUGUCACAGUACUCGGAUAAAUAGGGCUUCCCACUCUUUUGUAGUUGUUGUUGUGCGGCCGUUUGUUUUGUAUCCUGUUGUAGCAUGCAGGCUGGUCUUAAUGCUAGGAUUAGUGAGCUUGCUAUGUGAUCCUUGUAAGUUGUCAGGGCAUAUUUUAUGCAGUUUUGUAAAUGUGAAAUUUGUGACAUUCGUUGUGUAUUCUUUAUUCUUAACCAAAUAAAUUUGCAUUUGACCA
Molecule: messenger RNA, 2083 nt
Organism: Spinacia oleracea (spinach)
Lineage: Eukaryota; Viridiplantae; Streptophyta; Magnoliopsida; Caryophyllales; Amaranthaceae
Source: RefSeq, a predicted model, not a curated record